AUGGCCUGCCUUUUGCUGCCGGCCACACUGCUGGGUCUGCUGUGCACUGGCUCAGGCACCUUCGACCACGAGGGCUUCCCGCCGCGGGCUCCCCGCGACUGCCCGGGCCGGUGUGUGUGCACCGCGGACGUGCUGAGCUGUGCCGGCCUGGGGCUGCAGAGCGUGCCGGCUGAGCUCCCCGCCACGUCCGCCGACCUCGACCUGAGCCACAACGCGCUCCGGCGCUUGCGCCCAGGCUGGCUGGCGCCCCUCGGCCGGCUGCACACGCUGCGCCUAAGUCACAACGAGCUGGGCGUGCUGGGUCGGGGUGUCUUCAGUAACGCCAGCGGCCUGCGGCUGCUUGACCUCUCCUCAAAUGCUCUGCGAGCGCUCGGCCGCCACGACCUCGACGGGCUGCGGGCGCUGGAGAAGCUGUUCCUGUUCAACAACCGCCUGGCCCACUUGGACCAGCACGCCUUUCACAGCCUGGGUGCACUCAGCCAGCUCUACCUGGGCUACAACAAGCUCACCUCCUUCUCUUUUGGUCACCUGCACGGUUUGGGCACUGUCCACCUACGCACCUUGGACCUCUCCUCCAACCAACUGGGGCACAUCCCUGUGCCUGAGCUGGCCUCGCUCCCAGCCUUUCUCAAGAACGGCCUCUACUUGCACAACAACCCCUUGCCCUGCGACUGCCGCCUCUACCACCUGCUGCAGCGCUGGCACCAGCGGGGAUUCAGCGCUGUGCGCAAUUUCGAGCGGGAGUACAUGUGUCUGGCCUUCAGGGUGCCCUCUUCCCGUGUGCACUUCUUCGAGCACAGCCGUGUCUUCGAGAACUGCUCAGCGGCCACCACACACGACCUGGAACAGUCUGAAGGGCAGCUGGAGGUGCAGAUGGGCCAGUCCCUACAGCUGCACUGCAACACCAGCGCCCCAGCCCUGCACGUCGCCUGGGUGUCCCCACAGCACGAGCUGCUCCUGGCGCCAGGGUCCCAGGACGGGAGCAUUGUGGUGCUGGCGGAUGGCAGCCUGGCCAUCGGUAGUGUGCAGGCCUCGCACGAGGGCAUCUUCGUGUGCCUGGCCACUGGGCCCCACCUGCACAACCAGACGCACGAGUACAAUGUGAGUGUGCACCGACCUCACCCUGAGCCUGAGGUCUUCAGGACCAGCUACACCACACUGCUGGGCUGCGCUGUGGGCCUGGUGUUGGUCCUGCUCUACCUGUUCCUACCACCCUGCCGGGGCUGCUGUCGCUGCCGCCGCUGGCCCAGAACACCCAGCCCUCUCCAGGAACUGAGCGCCCAAUCCUCAGUGCUCAGCACCACACCUCCAGAUGCACCCAGUCGAAAGGCCAGCACCCACAAACACGUGGUCUUUCUGGAGCCAGGCAGGAGGGGCCUCAAUGGUCGCGUGCAGCUGGCCAUAGCUGAAGACUUUGAUCUUUGCAACCCUGGAGGCCUGCCGCUCAAGGUCAGCUCAGAGUCAGCCAGUUCUAUGGGCUCUGAGGGUCCCGUGAUGACAUAG
Elephantulus edwardii (Cape elephant shrew) is the source of this 1503-nucleotide messenger RNA. It is a transcript of the gene AMIGO3, whose product is annotated as adhesion molecule with Ig-like domain 3. The record is from RefSeq and is a predicted model, not a curated record. NCBI's taxonomy places the organism in Eukaryota, Metazoa, Chordata, Mammalia, Macroscelidea, Macroscelididae. Gene Ontology annotation, biological process: brain development. The transcript has a single exon. The coding region runs from base 1 to 1503 and encodes 500 amino acids. Gene Ontology annotation, molecular function: protein binding.